AGCAAAAUCCAUAAAAUUCAGUUAUCAAUUGUUGAUCCUAAAUCUGGUGGGUCCUGAAAUGACUCAUAAUCAGUUGGUGUAUAAUUCUCAAAUAUUUCAAGAUUCAGAAGGCUUAUCAACAUUUUGUUCAGAAUUGUCAUCAGGAGGAUUUAUGUUGGGUUUUG
Molecule: messenger RNA, 164 nt
Organism: Funneliformis geosporum
Lineage: Eukaryota; Fungi; Glomeromycota; Glomeromycetes; Glomerales; Glomeraceae
Source: the annotation of a GenBank genome assembly